AUGUCUGCGUCAGAGUCCCUCCAGGCUGAGGACGCCUAUUUCGCCUCCAAUGCCCCUCCUAAGCAGCUGGCCGCCCAUACGGCAUUAGCCGAGGCUUUCAUCUCGCAACAUGCUGCGGCCAACCGGCGGGUGGUUCUUGUCACCUCUGGAGGAACGACUGUGCCCCUGGAAAAGAACACUGUGAGAUUCAUUGAUAACUUCUCUGCCGGGACCCGUGGUGCUACCAGCGCCGAGUACUUCCUCUCAGCUGGAUACGCCGUCAUCUUCCUCCACCGCCAGUUCAGCCUUCUCCCUUACUCGCGCCAUUACUCCCACUCCACCGACUGUCUCCUCGACCUCCUCGAAGAGGAUUCCGACGGCCGUGUCGCUGUUAGGCCCAGCGAUUCGGACAGGAUUCUCGACGUACUACGCAAGUACCAGAGCGCCCGACGCAACAACAUGCUGCUCCUGCUGCCCUUUGUCACCAUUGGCGACUACCUACACGAGCUCCGCGCCGUCGCCCGGCUUAUGGCGCCGCUUGGCUCCAGCGGCCUGCUCUACCUGGCAGCUGCAGUGUCCGAUUUCUUUGUCCCGCCGGAGCGCCUCUCCGAGCACAAGAUCCAGUCCACAAACAUCGUGGAGAAGCUCUACCCCCAGGACGCGCCGUCCCCGUCGCCACAAAUAGAAGACGAAGAGACGUUUGACAACUUCGAUGCCUCCCCUCGCGUGCCGCGCUCCAAGCGCCUCAUUAUAGAUCUCGACCCCGUCCCCAAGUUCCUCAAGAGCCUUGUCGAAGGCUGGGCUCCCUUAGGCAUGAUUGUCAGCUUCAAGCUUGAGACGGAUCCUCGCAUCCUCGUCCACAAGGCACGUUACAGCCUUGAGCGCUACCAGCAUCACCUCGUUAUCGGCAACCUGCUUUCCACGCGCAAAUGGGAGGUCGUCUUCGUUGCCCCGAACCGUGAGGACCAGUGGCUCCGUGUCGCCCGACAUGGCGGCUGGGGCGAUGCCGAGGGGCGGCCGCUUCGACCGGACGAGGUGCCAGAGGGAGAUCCAGAACAAGAGAUUGAAGCUCUGAUCAUACCAGCUGUGGCAAAGCUUCACGAUGAUCACAUUGCCAAAUCAAGCAGCGCUGAGAGAAAAUAA
Messenger RNA from Trichoderma reesei QM6a, 1122 nucleotides. RefSeq lists its product as uncharacterized. Bases 1 to 1122 code for a protein of 373 amino acids. Gene Ontology annotation, molecular function: phosphopantothenate--cysteine ligase activity. The transcript has 2 exons. The record is from RefSeq and is a predicted model, not a curated record. Gene Ontology annotation, cellular component: nucleus; cytoplasm. Gene Ontology annotation, biological process: coenzyme A biosynthetic process. NCBI's taxonomy places the organism in Eukaryota, Fungi, Ascomycota, Sordariomycetes, Hypocreales, Hypocreaceae.